Molecule: messenger RNA, 1795 nt
Organism: Suillus subalutaceus
Lineage: Eukaryota; Fungi; Basidiomycota; Agaricomycetes; Boletales; Suillaceae
Exons: 3
Coding region: 74-1438 (454 amino acids)
Source: RefSeq, a predicted model, not a curated record
GUUGUUUAUUGUCGGGACUGCAAAUUACAGUGAUCAGUCAGCGGAGACCCAAUAAUCCUACUCAAUCUCCUACAUGCCUCCCAAAGCUCACCGCGCUGGCGCAACGGGCCUCCCUCGUACACACUCCCGUUCAUCAUCAGGGGGCUCCUCCAAAGCAGCACUGAACCUUCACUUUACGCAGAAAGAUCCUGCUCCACCGAAGCAAGUCGAAAGAACGAAGAAAAACGGCCUAGUUCAUGACCCGCAUUCAAGAAAUACUUCGCCGUAUCCUCCUCGAGUGAAUAGCUCGACACGUCUUGCUUCAAGGGAGCAGCUACCAGUUCAAGCACAGCGGCAUGUGCCUCCCUCAAACCAGCGGCAGACAACUGGCAAACCUAAAGCUGGAUUUACUAUCGCUAGCCAAAGUGCGGAUGAAGACGAGGAGUGGGUCUCUAGCGAGAGUGGGGCAGCGACUCCGAGCAGUGUGAGUUCUGACAGUGGCAGGUCCCGGACACCGGUCGAGACGCACAAACAUGCGCUCCCCGCGGCCCCGCCCAUUGAUGAACUCAUACAUCGACCAGAAACUCCAAGAGCACAACCGCCCUCUAUGUCACGGGUGCCUACCAUCCGUCCCCCCGAGGCACCGGCUCGAACGUUAUCAGUUGUAGCUGUGUCAGCUGCGCAUAUAUCACCUGCUCCAGCACUAGCCACAUCCAGGCAUCAUGUGAAACAAUCUAAUAUUUCUCAGCACCCUUCUCCUGAGCGCCGUAUCAUGGAGACUCGCUCGGAGAACACCUCGCCUAUUCAUCGCUCACGUCCAAACAAGCGUCAGUCAGUCACGCGUCCGCCAUCUACUCAUUCGACAACAAGUAGAAAUGAUGCACCAUUACGCCCACAUCCACUUAUCCGAGGUCAGUCAUAUGGCCAUGCAGCUCCAGUGACACCACGUAUGGUGCCUCUCGUUCCACUCACCAUCACAUCUGAAGCCGCUCCAGCGCACAUAUCCACCACCCAGAUCUAUGAUGCGGAGGAUAGAAUGUGCACUUCGCCGUCGAGUAUCAAGACUACAUGUGCUCCACCACCUAACCGCAAAGCAUCAAUAUCAUCUGCACGUUCGGUGGUCACUCUUCCAGCUGAAGCACAUAUCCAACCACUCCAUUUCAAGGCCGUACACGACCGCACUCGCACCUUGUCGUCCAUGUCAUCAACUUCAUCGAGCUCUGUACAAGCGUUGUCAUCACUUGCACAACUUCCCACCACCCGUCCGUCAACGCCGCAAUAUGCCUCGCAUUUCCCUGCAGCUAGUCUGUACACCAACCUUGAAACUGUGCACCCGUUACUUCCACCACCGUACCUUAGUGCACACGUGUCCAUCCUUGCGCACCGAAGUCCGUUGAGGGAGUCGUACGAUAGAGUUAUUGUCGCCAAGGAGCAACAACGACGCGGAGAGAGUGUUUGAGGCGCCCAUACCGGUGCUUUUGAAUCUUAGCUGGUCGGUGGAAUAUCUAUACAUACCAUUAUUGUCAAUUCUUUCAUCGUUGAACCCGACUUGUGUACCAUUAUGGAUAAUUCAAUACCAUUCACUGUCCCAGUGCUAUCGGCGUUUCAUUUCUCCACAGAGUUAUGGCUACGUUUACUGUCCAGAUGAUUUCCUGCCAUUGCGAUGGCCUUGAACCUGAAUACUUUUAGUAUUACAAGACAAUCUGACGUUUAUAUAGAACGCUUGACCAUAGUUCUCUCCCUCGAAGAUAACAUUAAUAUAGACUUUGUGACUUCAAUAAUGUGACGUGUCAGUCACGCGGCUUGCGUUCAUGAA